Erythranthe guttata (spotted monkey flower) is the source of this 1482-nucleotide messenger RNA. RefSeq names its product GDSL esterase/lipase At5g03610. The record is from RefSeq and is a predicted model, not a curated record. Gene Ontology annotation, molecular function: hydrolase activity, acting on ester bonds. NCBI's taxonomy places the organism in Eukaryota, Viridiplantae, Streptophyta, Magnoliopsida, Lamiales, Phrymaceae.
AAAACAUUGUAUUCAAGUCUAUGAUAUUGAAUGAGAAAAAAUCGGUAUUUGUUCUAACCGCCAUAUUUAAUUAUUGAUGUAUGUUUUUUAAAUAGUCAUUAUUUAAAAUAACAAGUCCCUAUUCCAACCCAAAGUAUAUAUAUACAGUAUUCUUUCCUCUCGUCAUAUAACAUCACCACUUAUAGUAAUUGUAGUAGCAUUAUAUUCCCUCUAAUGGAAUCCUCCAAUUUCCUUAUCUUCUUCAGUUGCAUUUUCCUCAUCUCAGGCUUUAUGAUCGUAGGAGCUGCACAAGAUUCAGCCCACCACCGCCGGGAGGAGACAGGCAAUAACGGUUUCCGACCAAGAAAGAUGUUUGUGUUUGGAGACUCGUACGCAGACACAGGAAACGUAAGAAAAGCAUUAGGAAACUCGUGGAAGGAACCGUACGGAACCACUUUCCCGGGAAAGCCCGCCGGCCGAUUUUCCGAUGGCCGUGUCCUCACUGAUUACAUUGCCAAUUUCUUGGGACUCAAGUCUCCAAUAGCCUACAUAUGGACGAAAUUUGGCGGGAAAUUAGCAAAGCUGCAAUACGGGACGAACUUCGCAUACGGAGGGAGCGGAGUGUUCGACACAUUGGGAAACGUGUUGCCAAACAUGACCACUCAAAUCGACUUCUUAGAGAAACUAACAAACAACUCCGUUUGCACCGCUUUGGAUUUGCAUUCCUCCGUCGUUCUCGUUUCUCUUGCCGGGAAUGAUUACGCUGCUUUUCUAGCCAAUGGUGGCACUAACCAGGGACUGCAAACUUUCAUCCCUAUCGUGAUCAAUCAACUAUCGUUGAACUUAAAACGACUUCAAAAAAUGGGAGCGGCGAAAGUAAUAGUGACAGCUUUGGAGCCAUUGGGAUGCCUCCCUCGAAUCACGCUGUCAUCUUCAUUCCAGCAAUGCAAUGCCACUCAGAACGUAGCUGUCAACUAUCACAACCUUCUCUUGCAGCAAUCGGUCGCCAAAUUGAACAACGAUACGAAUAGUUCCACGUUUUUCAUUCUUGAUCUCUACAACUCUUUCACUACUGUGAUCGAACAAAAAGGCGAUUCUCAAGGAAAUUUGAAGUUUGAGACUCCACUGAAGCCAUGUUGCAUGGGCGUAAGCGAAAAAUACUCAUGCGGAAGUGUGGACGAAAAAGGUGUAAAAAUGUACACUGUUUGCAGCGAUCCGAAAACUGCGUUCUUUUGGGACUCGUCGCAUCCAACCGAGGCUGGAUGGCAUGCUGUCUACACGAUUUUGAAGUCGAGCCUUGGACAGUUAUUUCAGUUUUAAUAGAAUGUGUGUUUCUAUUUUGUGCUCAAUUGAUUAGUGGUUCUGCUGAUGAAAUAUUCAUGUUCCAAAUGUUAACAAAACAACAUUAAUUUUCUUUUUUUUUUGGCAAUGUUGACCCGUCAACAGUAUAAUAGUUUCUACUAAACUAAUAUAACAGAGUUACUACGCUUGUAAUAGCGGUGG